AUGGCGGCGGUGGCGGAGGGAUCGGCAUCUGCGGCGGCGAAGGAGGUGGAGUACCAGGCGGGCGUGCAGAAGCUGGUGGACCUGCUGUCCAAGCUAAACCUGGCCGCCAAGGAGUUCGUCCCCUCCGCGGCCGUGUCGCCGCCCAAGAAGGCGCUGUCGGCGAAUGCGCCGGUGUUCGAUUGCCACUCCAUCAGAGGCAGGAAUGGGGCCACCGACGCUGCCUUUUACGUUGGGUUUGGGAACCAGCACCGCAGGGUGACAGAGGAGAGACUUGCCGAUAUCUUUGCUACCUGUGGGCAAGUUGUUGAUUGCAGAAUUUGUGGUGAUCCCCACUCAGCUCUUAGGUGCUUCCUUCUGACGCCUAGCUUCUACCUGAUCUGGAGUACAGCAAUGCCUGCAGCAUUCUCUGAACAUUAUGAACGGCCCAUGGAUUGA
Miscanthus lutarioriparius is the source of this 435-nucleotide messenger RNA. NCBI's taxonomy places the organism in Eukaryota, Viridiplantae, Streptophyta, Magnoliopsida, Poales, Poaceae. The record is from the annotation of a GenBank genome assembly.